Lactuca saligna is the source of this 531-nucleotide messenger RNA. The record is from the annotation of a GenBank genome assembly. Lineage: Eukaryota; Viridiplantae; Streptophyta; Magnoliopsida; Asterales; Asteraceae.
AUGCUAAUCUUUGAAUUAGCAAGAAAGAAGCCAUAUGGCCUUCGUCUUCACCCACCUCCAACACCCCCAACCCUUUUUCGAUCAUCCAUCACAAUUCAGGAUUUCUCUACAAGAAAACCUCCAACUAUAUCCUCCACAUUAAGAAAAAAAACCCUAAAUCAACCUAAAACAAACCUAAUCUUCUGUUCGUUCGUCUUGGCGGCUAGAAAAGGGGUUGUUCAAGUUUUUCUACGAGGCUGUCGGAUUUUUGAGUUAUCAUCGAGGGAGGAGGAAGAAGAGGACCUCGAGAAAAAAUUUUCUCCAACCUCAGGAUUCCAUGAAUUCUUGUGGCUUAACAAAUGUCGACUCAUCAUCGAAAAACCUAUGUUCUUUGUAAUUCAGGUUUUAAUUAAUUGUUGGGAACUUACUGGUUUUUCCUCCGGUCUUCAAUGGGAGGUCGAAUUGAUCGCUUGGUCCUGCCAAGUGCCAAAAGCAUGUGUUGAAGUGGGCUUACUUUCUCUUUAUGGUUUGCUUGCAUUUUUUUUAACUUAA